Molecule: messenger RNA, 1590 nt
Organism: Ziziphus jujuba (common jujube)
Lineage: Eukaryota; Viridiplantae; Streptophyta; Magnoliopsida; Rosales; Rhamnaceae
Product: WAT1-related protein At4g30420-like
Exons: 7
Coding region: 520-1398 (292 amino acids)
Cellular component (GO): plasma membrane
Molecular function (GO): transmembrane transporter activity
Source: RefSeq, a predicted model, not a curated record
GGAAUGAAUGCCAGAGUGUUUGUGGUCUACAGGCAGGCCAUAGCCACUUUGGUCAUUGCUCCUGUUGCUUACUUCUCAAGAAGAAAAUCCAGUGGUUGUUCAUUGGGAUUAAGGAGCUUUUCCUUGAUAUUUUUGUCAGCACUUAUUGGGUAUAUAUACAUAUAUAUUUCGUUUUCUAUGUGAGAUUCCACAUCGGUUGGAAACGGGAACGAAGCAUAGCUUAUAAGCGUGUAGAUACCUUUUCCUUGCAGAGAUUUUUUAAAACCUUGAGGGCUGGAUUGUAAGAGGAUUCCUCAGUCCCAAAGAGGACAAUAUCUGCAUGCGGGUGGUCUGGACUGGACUGUUACAGAUGGUAUCAGAGCCACAGAACUAGGCUGUUACAGAUGGUAUCAGAGCCACUAGACUAGGCUGUUACAGAUGGUAUCAGAACCAGUGGACUAGGCUGUUACAGAUGGUAUCAAAGCCACUGGAUUAGGCUGUUACAGAUGGUAUCAAAGCCACUGGACUAGGCUGUUACAGAUGGUAUCAGAGUCAGUACCCGGAUCGGUGUGCCAGCGAGGACGCUGGACCCCAAGAGGAAAGGAUUAUGGUAUCAGAGCCAGUACUCGGAUCGGUGUGCCAGCGAGGACGCUGGGCCCCAAGAGGAAAAGAUUAUUGGAGGAGGUAGACAUCCGAAAGUUGAGAAGUAUUGCCAAGAUUCAUGGGACAGUGCUAUGCGUAUGUGGAGCUGUUUCCAUGGCAUUGCUUAGAGGUCCAAAGCUACUGAACACAGAGCACCUACCUGGAAAAUCCCUUUUUGGUUCAUUGUCAGAAGGUGAGAACUUGUUGCUGGGUUGUGCAUUUCUCUUUGCAAGCGCAUGUUGCCGGUCGAUUUGGCUAAUUUUGCAGGUUCCUAUUUCAACAAGCUAUCCUGACCAUCUGUCUUUAUCAGCUUGGAUGUGUUUCUUGGGAACAAUUCAAUCAGCAACAGUUACACUAUUCUUAGAGCAAGAUCCUGAAGCAUGGAUUAUGCAUUCUAGUUUUCAACUUGCUUACUGUUUUUUUGUGGGAAUAGUAGGAUCUGGGAUUUCCUUCUUUGUUCAAGCUUGGUGCAUAUCUAGAAGGGGUCCACUUUUUGCUGCAAUGUUCAAUCCCCUAUCGACAGUUAUGGUGACCAUUUUGGCUGCUAUUUUUCUCCAUGAGAAGAUUUAUGCUGGAGGCUUGGUAGGUGCUAUUGGAGUAAUCAUUGGCUUAUAUAUUUUGCUAUGGGGCAAAGCCGAGGGUGCCGUGGAAACCAAAAAAGAAACUGAUCAUCCGAAGCUGCAAAACGAAGUUGAUGAGGAGGAUAUUUUGAAGAAGACGAGUCAUAAAAUUGAUUUGGAGGAACCUUUUUUAUCACAUCAAGCAUCCUUUGUCUGAUGCACGGAUGCAAAUAUCCAUGAUAUUUUUCACAUUUCCGUCAAUAUUUCCAUAUUUUUUCAUAUUCGAUACUGAUAAUAGGGGGUAAAAUAUAUCCGUCGAUAUAUUCAAUAUUAAUAAAGUGUAUGAUGAUGUAUUAUGAAUAAUAUUUGAGAAUUUCAUAUAUUUUAAUAUUAUUUGUUAAAUUUUCUA